CUCCCCCCAACUGGAGUUGGUCACUUUGCCGGGACACAAAACGGAUGGAGAGUUUGGGCAGCGCGUCCGAGGACCUGAUAGUGGUAGAAGAUGAGUUCUCAGCAGCAGUAUCCUCGAGCAGGACUGCCCGCUGGACUGGCCCAAGCACAGACGCCCGGCGGAAACGCGACAGCGGUCCAAGGAAAGCAGACUAAUACGGGAGGCCAUGACGAAAGCAGCCGUGAUGUUGACCACGCUCCAAGCUCCAGUGCAGCAGCCGCCCUCAGAGAUGAUAAGCAGGAGACGGUGGUGGUCCGGCCGUACCCUCAGCCCCAGGUUCACGGAUCAGCGUCUACCGCGGCGCCCCAGCUGGCCCAGCACCUCGCUCUGCAGCCUGGAGCUACUGCCUCCGCUCCAACCACCUCCAACACCUCCGCCCACCUGCCCCAGGGCGUUCCACUCGCUUUCACUGAGGGGCCAGGAAAGUCUACUCUGAAGACUCCUAUGCCUAGCCGUGUAAUUGCCCCCGCCCCAGUUUCAGCUCAGGGGCAUCUCGCUGUGUCACACAAAGUGCCCAGCCACAUCACGGUUACCAUGGACAGUGCCAUGCCACAGGCUUCUGGGAUACCCGUGGCAACCAUCAGCGGCCAGCAGGGUCACCCUGGAAACCUGCACCGCAUCAUGGCCACCAACGUUCAGAUCAUCCGCAGCGGAACUCCUGCCUUGCAGAUCGGAUCCUCUGCGGCUCCUCAGCACCAGUUUCCCUCCCAUUUACCCAGAGGAGCUGCAGCUGCUGCUGUAAUGUCCAGUACCAAAGGAGCAACUGUGCUGAGACCGGCGUCCAGCCCAAAUAACGCCACAGGGCAGCCCACGGUCCAGCACAUCAUCCAUCAGCCCAUUCAGUCACGACCCAUAGUGACCACCUCCACGCCUGUGUUGCCUACAGUGGUGGCUCCAGUCACAGCCACCAGGCCCCAGUCUCCUGUCAUUAGCACAGUGACGGCUCACUCAGGAGACAUUGUGCAUGGGCGUUCAGCUCUGACCAUCCACGCUCCCGCAGCCCUGAGCAUACAGCGGCCUCCCCCAGCUCGGGACACGCCCACCCGCAUCACGCUUCCUUCACACCCAGCCAUUGGUGCUCAAAAGCCCCUCCCUCACUCAAUGGCACAGAAACCAAUCUUUAGCACUGUGACGCCUGUUGCGGCAGCAACAGUGGCCCCCAUUCUGGCCACUAACGCUGCCCCAUCACCCACAACAGCAGGCUCUGUUCCUCAAACUCAGAUAUCUAGCAGUAAUAUUGUUGCUGUGACGAUGGCCUCCCAUUCCACCCACGCCACUGCCGUAACAACCUCCACCAUCCCUGUGGCCAAAGUGGUCCCCCAGCCGAUCACGCACACCUCCCCCAGGAUCCAGUCUGAGUUUCCUGGAGAGAGAGGUAACCUCAUCCCCAUCUCCGCCCACCGCUCCUCCCCCAACCCCAUCACCAUGGAGAACCGCAGCGACAACAGGCAAUCUGUUCCUGUGCAGUUUCAGUACUUUCUGCCAACCUACCCAUCAGCCCCUUACCCACUGACUCACACCUACACACCCAUCACCAGCUCCGUGUCCACCAUUCGGCCCUAUCCAGUGACGGCCCAAGCCCCUACAGCCGCCAUGCCUGCCCAGACCAGUGUGGGCGUGGCCUCUGCAGUGCACCUCAACUCCAUGCAGCUGAUGACCGUGGACCGCAUCGCUCAGAUCAACACCCAGAACAUCCAGCCGGCCACAGUGGCAGCACAGGGGGUCCAGCCCACAGCCAUCACCGCCCAGGGGCUCCACACCUCCACCACCAUUAACCCCCAGAGCAUCCAGCCUGCGCCUGUCAACCCCCAGCAACCCCCCACUGAGGCCAAGACUUCAGUCAUGCUGCCCGAUGGUUCCACGCUGGUGGCUAACUCAAUCAACAGCACCUUCAACACCAGUCAGCCUGCUGUCACGGUAACGCAGCCUCACCCACAGGGCAGCGGCUCUGGGGGUCCGGCGCUCGUGUCGUCUCCUCGGCCCAGCAUCCUCCGCAAGAAGCCUGCCAGUGAGGGUGCUGCCGUGAGGAAAAACCUGAUCCCUACUCAGCUUGGCGACUCUGGCAGGAUGGAUGGGGGACUGAGGAGCACCUCAGGGUCACCUCGACCUGCAGGAGUGAAACCCAAACCGGACAUCCUGGUGGGUUUGGCCCCUCCGGUGACGGCUGCAGUGGAGGCCGUUUCAGUUUCAGGCCAAAACGCCGAACAGCAGCAGAACUCUGCUCUUCCUCCAUCUCAAAUCCCCGCCCAGCCUGUCUCCUCCCUACUGACCUCAGCCACGCCCCCCUCUCAGCCUGUCCCUGCUGCCAUGGCAGUAACCCCGCCCAUCCCAUCAAUGGCCAAUGUUGUAGCCCCGUCUUCUCACCCAGCAGCCACUAGCACUGCGGCCUGUCCCGUUAGCUCCACCCUCCCAGAGAUUAACGUAAAGCAGGAGGCGGAGCCAAUGGACUCAUCAAAACCAGUGGGUCCAGCGCCUCCUAGUGGCACACCUGCUCUGGCAGUGCCAGCUGCGGAACUCGCCCCCGGCGCCUCGCCCAGGAAGAAACCUCGCAAGCAGCAGCACGUGAUCUCCACUGAGGAGAGCGAGAUGAUGGAGGCCAACAGCACUGACGAGGAAAGGGUCCUCACCAAACCGCCCAGCCAUCGGCCUGAGAAGCGCAAAUCCCCACCCAAGGAGUACAUCGAUGAGGAGGGAGUGCGGUACGUUCCAGUGCGGAUCCGCCCACCGAUCACUCUGCUGAGACAUUACCGAAACCCCUGGAAGGCCGCGUACCACCACUUUCAGAGAUACAGCGACGUCCGCGUCAAAGAGGAGAAGAAAGGCACGUUGCAGGAUGUGGCCAGUCAGAAGGGAGCGGUGUGUCGCGCUCAGGGCUGGAAGAUCCAUCUGUGUGCUGCUCAGCUGCUGCAGCUGACGAGUCUGGAGCAUGACGUCUACAGCCGUCUGACCACUCUCCAGGAAGGACUCAUACCGAAAAAGAAAUCUGGAUCUGAUGAUGACCUGCACCGCAUCAGUGAGCUUAUACAGGGGAACAUGCAGCGCUGUAAGCUGGUGAUGGAUCAGAUCACGGAGGCGCGGGAGGCCAUGUUGAAGGUGCUGGACCACCGCGAGCGAGUCAUGAAGCUUCUCAACAAGAACAGUAGCACCAAGAAGCUGCACAAGCUGAAGCGUAAAGACAGGGCUUGAGCGGAAGAAAGAAGCCUGACUCAGCAGCUUUCUGCUCCAGCCUGAGACUAAAGCAGGCCUCUCGACCCCUCACACCCAGCACAAACGCACCCAGCCUGGGAUCUCACUUUAACACCUUGUGGAGCCUCGGGCUGCUGAUGUGAUGGACGAAAGUAAACGAAACUGAUUCAAGAGGAACUAAAAUGAAGUGCUUUACAUGGGUAGCACUUUCUCUCUCCCAUAAUACUUACAGAGAAAUGACCAGAUGGGUCAUCAGACGGACCUUGAGGGGGAACCCAUCAGCAUUAAGGCCGUGCUACCAUCCUCGGUGCAAAAGCCUUACCUUCACACUGAAAAAAAGCAUUGAAUUUAUUAUUUGAUUUAAACGUGUACAACGUAUUACAUCAACACAAUUUUGCCUUCGAGUUUACUCGCUUCUGGCAGUGAUUGUGUUGAUCAGUGAUGUUUUUUAAUCAUGUCUAAAUGAUCCGCACAUUUAGACGUACAAAUGACGUUUCACUGCACUACAGCCGACACUCGAGGAUGGUUAGAAUAUACGCCAGUAUGUUCUGAAAGGCUGAUGCACUAAAAUCCAUGCAGCAUUCAAACUGGAGAUGGCGUUCUGUAGUUCUUCACAUGUCAAAAACAGCGACGUGUGACCUGCACAAACCUGAUGGUUCUUGACACCAUUUAGCCGCCCACUAAUAAUGUUUUCAUAAUGUGAAAAACUUUAAAAGUCGUUCAUCUUCACUAAUACUUAUUGCACAUUUACAAUGAAGCCGAACGUCUGUAGCAAGAGUCAAAAGAAAAAAGGCUACACAGCUUGGACAGCUCGCUUGGCGAGAGCGCCAGGGAACAGUUUAUGAUCUGUUGGCUUGCAAACUAAAACGGUUCCGUUGAGGCUUAAACUGAAUUGGAAGUAAUGUAGUUCAAUUCAUUAAGCCAGUAAUUUGGGUUUGUACAUCUGUGGGACUGGCAUGGAAAGAAAGAUUGAUUUUCUAGGUUGUUCAUUCACAUCUUUUACCUCGUAAGUGACCUUUGUAACUGCACCUACAGUUCUCUCUCUCUCACAAUACUCAAUAUCUGUCUGGUCAUUCUUCCGUUUGCAACAUAACACAUAAAAACCUGAGCAAACGCUAUGAGAAUCAAAGGCCACAGUGCUGAAUUUUAUCUCCAACAUCUAUUUUUCCCCUCGUAUGGGUGCCUUGCCCCAUGGCCUAGUGCUGAGAGCAUGCUGUGAUCUAUCCUGUGCAGUUCUGUGUGUUUAUCUAUGGAGGAGGUUUCUUUAUUUCUGGUUAGUGAAGUUAAACUAGGCCUGCACAGUAUUUUCUCUCACAGUGCACUGCUUGGAAAGGCAGUGGUGCCUUCCUGUGUGUCUCCUGGUAAUUAAAGGAACACUGCAGCAUUUUUCAGCCUAAUCCCGGUCCUUCACGUCUUCACAUGCAGUGUACGGCUGAUUGCCAUGGACAGCAGUUUACGCUCUCAUACUUGGAAUUGAACGGAAAACCCAUUUUCCCAUGUUUUGGUGUUUUUUCUAAAAUAAAGUAAAUUAGCACAUCCUCUACAGAGAACACACACGUUUUAAUGCACAGUUACUGUUUAUUUGCUGGAUUUAAUAUAAAAUAUAAAAUGUAUGAAAAUGUUUUGGCAGGUUUUUUUUUCCAUUAUGUUAAACUCAGCAAAUAAAUAGAAAUUAAGUGCAAAAAUGUUUUCCCUCAAACUUGUAGAGGAUGUCAACUUAGGCUACGCUACAUUCACACAGCAGGUAAAAGUGGCCAAAAUCUGAUUUUCUCACCAAAUCAGAUUUUUUUUGUUUGGCUGUUCACAUUAUCUUUUAAAUGUGAUCUGUAUGUGACAUCAGUCUGAACAGUUCAGCUCCUAAACUGACCCACAUGCGCAAAAGGACAGAGCUUCAUGUGGCUCAUUCAGAGGUAAACAGUCACAACUGCCAACGAACGCCAGUCGCUCCCGGAGGAUCAGCUUCAUCUUCACCAGCAUCACAGGAGCCAUGAUGAAGCUUCACUGACUGACAGCUGGGCUCAUCACCCAGAAUGUGUUUGAGCUCUAUGUAAAAAGGGCGCGGUCACUUCUUUGAUUCGCGUCCUCGGAUUCUUUAAACUUUGCUUUCAGACUUUUAUCUGUUCUUUGACGCUGCAGCCUUGUUCUCCUACGACCGCGUUCAGCCUUUCUUUCUAAAUCCCUUCAAACUCAGAGGGUUUUGGACGAGUCUCUUCUAAUGUUUUGUACAGAAACAUUGUAUGAAUUCCGAUCUGGCUGUUCAGACUGAGUCGCAUUGCUGAGUAUCGGAUACGGAUCGGAUUUCAGUACCACAU
Colossoma macropomum (tambaqui) is the source of this 5537-nucleotide messenger RNA. It is a transcript of the gene sap130b, whose product is annotated as Sin3A-associated protein b. Gene Ontology annotation, cellular component: Sin3-type complex. The record is from RefSeq and is a predicted model, not a curated record. Gene Ontology annotation, biological process: negative regulation of transcription by RNA polymerase II. Lineage: Eukaryota; Metazoa; Chordata; Actinopteri; Characiformes; Serrasalmidae.